Messenger RNA from Diaporthe citri, 573 nucleotides. RefSeq lists its product as uncharacterized. The transcript has 2 exons. Lineage: Eukaryota; Fungi; Ascomycota; Sordariomycetes; Diaporthales; Diaporthaceae. The record is from RefSeq and is a predicted model, not a curated record. The coding region runs from base 1 to 573 and encodes 190 amino acids.
AUGCAGAUGCGAAACCUCCUCACCCUCCUGGCGGCCUCUGUGGCUACCGCCCAGCGAACGGGCAUCCCGCCGCCCGCCAUGAACGGCACCAUCACCACGACCAUCGUGGUGAACUCGUUCGUGACCUACUGCCCCGUGCCCACCGUCAUCACCUGGAAGGACGUGUGCUACACGGCCAAGACCCCCGGGCCCGUGACCAUCACCAACUGCCCAUGCACCAUCACCACCACCGUCCCCAAGGUCACUGUCGGGCCUCCCCCGGUCCAGACCAAGGAGGGCAUCCCGCCCCCGCCGCCCAAGAACGACUACCCGCCCCCUCCUCCUCCCCCCCCAGCUCCCCCAGUCAAGGGCGACUCCCCCGUUGCUCCUCCCCCACCUGCUCCCCCCGUCAAGGGCGACUCCCCCGUCGCCCCUCCGGCCGCGCCCGUCCCGGCGCCGCCCCAGAACGGCCAGCAGACCGGCGCGUACCAGCCCGUCGCGCCCAAGCCGACUUACGUCACUGCCGGAGCCGCGGGCCUCAAGGCCUCGGCGCUCGUGCUGGCUGGCGCGCUCGCCGGUGUGGCGGCUCUGUGA